AUGACCAUCACUCUUCAUUGGCAGUGGGCGGGAAGGAAUACAGCGAGGCGGAGGCUACGCGCUUGCAGAUCCGACGCCCUUCGCGUCUUAAGACGAUCUUCACUGACAUUAUCGGCCAGCUGCGGCAAUGUGGAGGCUUGUUCCACCGCUGGGCUACAGCGUGCGAUCCUAAGCUUCCUCAGCGAGCGAGGCCUGUUCGCAGACCCAAAUCUGCCCCUCGCAGUGCUCAAGAAACUGCUGCGUGUGUUCCUCUACUUGGCCUACCACUCCGUCAAUAUCGACGACAUCCAGGCCAUGCUCGCGGUCUUUCGAAGCAUGCGCAUGGUGCACGAGGAGCCUGACGAUCAGGCUGUGAGCUACUAUUUGUCCACACUCGAGAUGAUCGCACGGGACUCGUUUGGACCCGCGUCUUUCUUCGAUCUCAAUGGCGAGUUUUCGGGUCUUUUGAUGCCUGUGCUGCCGGCUUUUCCCAACACUGGAUACACCUUUUGUGCGUGGAUAAAAUUUGAGUUUCUGCCGGAAGAAGUCGCGCCGCUUUUCACUUUUUGCGGUAAAACCGGAGUGGGCAUCACGUGUUCCUUCCUGCGCUCGUCGCUGAUGAUUACGAGCUUUGACAAGCGAAAGAAUGACGGGCACGUGGAAGUACCGGAUCUCGUGACGCCCGGCAGGUGGCAUUUCCUGUGUAUCACACACACACACCGUCAGUUCCGUGGAUCCAAGUUGGACGUGUAUCUGAACUCGGAAUUGCGACAGAGUGUGCGUCUGGCAUACCCGAAUACAGCGCUCAUGGCUCCAGUGGUCAAGGCGUAUUUGGCUAUGCGAGAGAGCAAUGGAACUAACGCACUACGGAUUCUUCUGGGCCCAACAGCGCUCUUUGGACAGGCUUUACCUGCCAGUAUCAUCAACAAUAUUCGCAGCGUGGAUGAAUAUGAUGCACUUGUGUUCCAGUUCAACUCGUACAUCUCGUCGUCGUCCACUUCAUCGGGCAGCGGCGUUAGUGGCGCGCCAGGAGCGCCAGGAGGAUCAAACGCAUCAGGAAACUCGACCGACGGACUGCUGCUCGCUUACGAUGCCCGACACUGCGACCGGCUCAAGGGUCUGUGCUACGAUUCCAGUGGCAAUGACUACCACGCAGCUGCGGCUAGUGCGGGAGUGAGAUUAAGACAUGCUGGAACGUUUAAACAAGCGGUGGCACAGCUAGGCGGACCGCUGGUCUGUCUCCCGUUAUUAGUGACGUCUACUACUGCGGCUGUAUCGACGGUGAGUGCCACGGCUACAAAUUCUAAUGGAAACGCAGACGAUGCGUCAGAGAACACACUUGUUGCAAGGAUCAGUUUGGCCGGAACUAGUGUAGCGCUAACGACCCAGUUCGACGAGGACUCGGACUUCCUCAAGCAAAUGAGCGACCUGAUUGCACGUCCGAUGGGCGUGCGCAGUAUCCCGAAGGUUAUGCUGUUGAUCGCGGAGAUCAUGCGUCAUUCACUGGUCAACAAGUUUAUCUUCCGACGCAGCCAAGGUGUACGUCUUAUGGCAUUGCUGAUGCGCUCGCUGCCACCGCAGUACUUGACUUCUGAGCUGCUAAUCGCCAUCGAGCGGCUUCGUAGCGCCGUCAUUUCGGACCGAAUUCUGGCGGACGAGAUUUACAAAUUCCUGCUAUUUAACUUUCGUAUCUGGGUGAAUGCUCCGGUGGAUCUCCAGGAAAGUAUGUUCGACAAACUGGAGAUCAUGACUCGUAAGGACAGUAAGAAUCUGUCUCCGGCUUCCACACGCCACUUUCUGCGCUGUCUGUCGUGGAUCUACUGGAAGACCCCCUCGUCAACAACACUUCGACGCGCUCGAGAUUUCUCUCAGGAAGAGAUUGAUGUCUUACGGAAGCGUGUGUUGGCAAUGAUCCAGAUCGUGCUGUGUGAAUCCCCCCCGCCCAAGGCUGCCGGUUCGGUUAUGACUUUCCCUGGAAAGGGUAAGGAAGUGAAGUCUCAGUUGUCCUACGAGAGCACGCGUUCUCUUAUUUUCUGUAUGAUUGGAAAGCCAAGUAACCCCAUGGUUCCAGGAAUGAACAUUGAUGGAACGCCGGCGAUUCAAGAGGUUGGACCGUCGAAUGGAGCGCCAUCGUCAGCUACUGUCUCGUCUUCAUCUAGCACGAAGAGCAUACCUGAAAGCGACCUAGAUGGCAGUGGCUCUGUCGUCGAAAACGUACCCGAGACCGAUUUGCCGGACCUGCUCCAGCUACUGAUUGAGCUGUCUAUUCAACCCACGGCUCCUGCUGGAAUGCUGGACCUCUUCGGUCGUUUGGGUGGUCUUCGCAUCUGGUUGCCAUUACUAGAGUUUUCGAACGAUGUCAUUCGUGUCAUGACGUUGCGCUUGCUGCGAACGUAUCUCUACUUGAAGUGUGAGUGCACUCAAGACCGUGAGAUGGUGAACAACCCGGACAAGAUCCAGCUUUCUGUUGGUGAUGCGUAUUUGAUCAUGCAUUCGCUGAAACCUGAGAAGAGGCCCGUGUCCAUGGGAGUUUACUCUGAGAUCCUGCUCAUGAUUUUGGGAAUUCAAGUGACAGAAAAGAAUAUGAAAGCUCUCGAUGGAAAAACAGCAGCAUUCGAUGCACUAAUUGACGAAAAUGUGCUAGCCACUGCGACGAUUUGGCACGACAACAUGAUGCCUGCUUUCUUGGGCCUGGUACGUGCCAGUUCGGUCACGAUUCGCAUGGUUGCUAUUCGCCACCUCAAGAUUAUCUUCGCGUCGUCCACUAUAGCCAGCGCUAUCAACCGUCACAUCCUCAUCUUUGGAAGUAUCUCGAGCAUGGGUGGCACUGCGACUGAAUCGUCAACAACGGAGCAGGUUCCUAUCAUCGAGUCCAUUCUUAGUCUCCGUGGCGAUCCUCAGCGUCUGGAUGACAGCCCCCCGUCUCCGCCUCCGUCGCUCUUUGGUAUCGAACUGCACGGCUGUCCCGGUGUCCCUAUGAGUCGACUGCGAGACAUGGUGUUGAACACGCAAGAGCCCGACGAGGUUCGUGUGAAUGCGCUGUUCUCUAUAAUCACACAAGACGACGUGGAUUUUGUCCGCGGUCUUUUGGCAUUGCAUGGGGACGGUGAUCGUAAGAAACAAGGUGUGAGUGCGAGCUGCUUCAACGACAUGUCAAGCCGCAUGAAGUUGGCGCUCGUGGAGUUGAUGUCCGUGUACCAGCCCAGUGGAUGCGUGGACUUCAUCACGAUGAUGUCGUACGACGUCAUCUCGUCCAUGAUCUGUCUGGAAGUGAAGUCGAACGAGAUGGCCUGGUUCUUACUGCAAGACCCGUUCACGACACUCUCCCGGUUUAUUGCCUCUGCGGAGGAGCUUGAAGUGGUUGUGGUAUCGUUGCUCAAGACUACGCUGGACAAGAUGAAUGAAAUGCUCUCGGCUGAGAUGAAUCUGCGAAUUAACGAGGGCACCCCAUCGCGGGAGUCUAUUCUGUGGCGCAACGCUGAGAGUCUGGCUUCACUUGCAGCUGCUGUAGUGCUUCACUAUGACCCGGAUACACUGGGCGGGGUUGAUCCGAGCACUUUGGUGGGUACCGAUGAUGUUACUCAGAGCUUGGUUUUUUGGAAGUGUGAGCGGGCUAUCUGGCACGAAGCCGAGCUGGUUGACUCGAUUCUCGGCAUCUGGCAGCACUUCGCCUCUCACUUCCACUCAAAUUCCGAUGCCAGCUUCGCGCGACGAUCCAGCAAUGCUCACCGUCGUAACAGUACGCCAACCCGUCAGAUGGACAGCGGACUGCAAAGUCCGCCAUCUUUGGGCUCUGCAGCUCGCUCCAGUGCUGGUACGAGUAUGCUUGGCUUUGGAUUUAACCUGCUGCCAACUGGUGUCGUGUCAAGUGCAUCUGCAGCCAACCCACCGACGACUCCGUUGUCAGGAGGGAGCAACAUUUCCGCUCGUCCUCAUCCUGGCGGACCGAUGCGACAGAUUCUACAGCUGCUGCUACGGUGUUUGUACCUCGUUCUCAUCUCUGACGACCACGAGGCUGCAGCCAGUGGAGAUGGCAGCGACAACGACGAGCUCUCGUCGGUCAAGCUGCGACUUCCUGCCAACUCUGUGUUUUUCCAGCGUAUCAACAAACUAGAGUACUUCAUCAACGCGAUGGGCUUAGGCCACGAGAUCGCGCAGUUCGACUCGUGCUUUGCGCCCUCUCGCUCAGGUUCCAACGGUUUGACCACAACGGCUGGACUGGUCACUGCAAGCGAGUGCAUCAAGGCUUCUCCAGGAGAUGAAACAACGCUCUUGCUCUGGCUGAUUCCAGAGCUCUCGGCUCUGAUUGACCGCGUACGACGAAAGUGCUGGUCCGAGUCAGCAGUCAAGUUGGCCAGCAUCUUGGCGUCUUUGGUGUCCGUGCCUCUUCGUUCGUCCGACCAACUAGUUGAGUUACUUGGUCGCAAUGACUUCACCACAAACAACCAAGAGGUACGUCGCCGGGACUGCUUCUACCAUGAACAGAUGGCCCAUGCGCGCGACAUCCGCGCCAUGCGUCGCGUUGGUAUGUUUGACGAGGAAGCGGAUGAAAAGAAUCGUGCUAAGCUCGAGCUGGAGAGGAUCAGCAAGUUCACUCGCUCUUUGACUUCGUUGGGUCCUCCUUCUAGCAAUGGCGAGGACCACGUCUGGCUGGAACGGGUUAAGGCGAAGGAUAUUGAUGACUGGAUGAAACUUCGCGUGUUGGCCAAGUGGGGCGUGCGUCAUGUCUGGGGAGUGAAGGAAGAAGCGGUGGUGGAUGCUGUGGGCGAUGGAACUAUCAUCGGUCUCUGGGGUGACAACGAGUUUUGGCGUGUGGAUAUCUACACUUCGAGUAACUGGAUUCGCUGUCGUCUGCUCCCUGAUACGGAUGAUACGAUCUCACAUAACUUUAAAUUGUCGAGUCUGAAGAACGAGAUGCUCAACAAUAUGGCAGACGAACUGACGAUGCCGCCAGUGGACUCAAUCGUUGUGGAUGACGCAUCGGGUGAUUCAACAGAGCAGACACUGGAGGAGGAAGAUGAUGAUGAAGCCCAUACUGUUAGCAGUGGCGGCGAUGGAGAUGGAUCGGAUGGCGGAGAAAGCGAAGAGCCGGCCUACGUUGGAUUGGCUCGACGUCUCAGUGACGUGGGCUAUAUGGAUGACGACAGUAGUCCGUCGCAGCUUGAAGCCAGUGGCAGCAGAGACGAUGUUCCACCCCGCUCGAUGCUGCGUGAUCGCAUGCACAGCAGUGAUAGUGUGGGCGAAGUUGUUGAUGCGUCUUCACGCUUGGAUAUCAUCGGUCAAAACCCGGACCUCAUUUCGACUGCGCCGUUGGCGUUGGCACCGCCCACCCCAGAGGUCAGUGACAACGUCACUCCUGUAAACGAGGACGACUCGCCCAUCAGAGACCGUCGUGCUGUAUCCAUUGAUGUGGCAACCACAGUCAAGUCAGCCAAGGGACGCAUUGGAACGAUAUCUACGCGGUUCUCCUCUGGUAUUAAGCGUCUUGCGGGUGCUCGUCCGACUACUUUGUCAGGAUCUACCAGUGCUGAAAUGACUGGCUCCCACAGAAGCCUCUCGAAUGUUUCCGAAGAAGACGGAGAUGCUAACCCGCAGGACUCGCCGGAUACAGCAGGAGAGGAAAUGUCGAGGAAAGAACCUACUAAACCUUCAAGCCCAACCGAACCAAGAUCAUCUGGGCCGUCGUCACGCAUGAUGAAGAAGUUCCCAAGCAAGCACGAGCACUGGAAAACGCUGGGAUCUCCGUACCGCACCAAGGCUUAUCUGGUGCUGCCGUCGGGUGUUUUGGUGCAUGGUGUGCUUCGUAUUGGCGCUGCGACUAUUGUUUUUGAGGGUGAACGUGUCGUGACUUUACGUGGAAUAGCAGAUGCGUUUAAAACAAACGAAGAUGGAGGAACUGCUGCUCGCCAGCGCGGUGCGCAGCGUCUCCAUGCAGCGUACGUGUCCCAGUUGAAGCGCCGUGUGUGGGGUGUCCGUGUGAUCCGUGUGAUCCACAGGCGGCGAUUCCUUAUGGAGGGCCAGAACGGCCUCGAAAUCUACUUUGUAGAUGGAAGCUCGUGCUUCUUUGGACUGGAAAGCAACGGAGAGGCCGAUUUGGUGUAUGCCACGCUCAGAGAGCGAAAGCCGCCAUGCCUCGCCAAGUGGGGCAAGCGGUUGUUGUCAGCUGACCGAAUGCUCUCCAAGAGCAAGUGGACAGAUAUGUGGGUGCGUCGUGAGAUCAGCAACUUUGAGUAUCUUAUGGCGCUCAACGUGUCGGCAGGUCGUUCAUACAACGAUCCUUCUCAGUACCCUGUCUUCCCGUGGGUGAUCAAGGAUUACGAAUCGGCAGAGCUGCGCUUGGAUGACGAAGACAUUUAUCGCGACUUGCGUCGGCCUAUCGGAGCACAAACAGCUGAAGCUAUUCAGCGUGCGCGUGCAACGUACGAAGGUUGGGACCCCAAGACUCCCAUCCCAGCAUUCCACUACGCGAACACGUACUCGCACGUGCAGUCCGUGCUGUACUUCUUGAUCCGACUAGCGCCUUUCACUGGCGCUGUUUUGGGCAGCGAGGAACAGCAGUUCCACCUCAAGGCCGCUGGCGAACCUACGUUCGAUUCUGUUCCUGAAGCCUUCCAGAUGUGCACGAGUGACGAGCGGCACAUGUUUGAGCUGACUCCAGAGUUUUUCUACUUGCCAGAGCUGUUCUCAAGUGCUCGAAACAAGACCCUGGCUCGGCACUUCACACCGGGACAGGAUGUCAGUGCGACGGCAGGUCUAGCCCGUGACGUGGCGCUUCCUCCUUGGGCGGCGUCUCCGUACGACUUCGUACGACUUCACCGCCUGGCACUCGAGAGCGACUACGUGUCCAGCAACCUGCACCACUGGAUUGAUCUUAUCUUUGGCAACAAGCAGACUGGAUCUGCGGCUGUGGAUGCACUGAACUCGUACCACAUUGCUUGCUACCCGGAGCGUCUGGAUCUCGGCACCUCGAGCGAUGGUGUGCGUGCGAAGCUCGUUCAGCGUGGUACCGUGCCGAUCCAACUUUUCCGUAAGCCGCACCCGGCACGUAUGACGCAGGAUGAAGCACUGGAGGCUCGCUACCCUGCUUCACACAGUAUGGCCGUGCUGUCUUCGCGGCGACAAGUGCGUCGUCAUGACCUCCCGUCCAAGCACACUGCUGCUGUUAAGAGUGUGCGCUUUUCAAAUGCAUUGAAUCAAGCCGUGGCGCUUACUGCACUUACUGGAUCGGGUCCUGGACUAGGAAGUGGCACCGGAAUGGGAGCGCACAGCACCGGUAGCAACGACCACGGCGUUGUCGUGUACACGACGGAUAGCGAUGGUGUUGUCUUGGCGAAACGCUACUUGAACUCUGUACCUGAUACGGUACGUUCGUGCCCGUUCUCGAUGGUGGACGUGGACCAGUGGUGGAAGCUUCCUGCUGGAUGUCUCGUGAGCGAAGGUGUCGUGUUCUACGAGCAAAUGAUCAGCUGCGGCUAUUGGGACGGCAGUUGGCGCAUCCACUGGGCUGCUGAUGGCGAGCUUUUGCAACGAAUCGCCUUCCACAAAAAGCCUAUUCUGUGUAUGGCGCGCAGCGAAGACGACUUUACUGGCGAUUUGGCAUUGGCGUUCGGCAGUGAGGAUUGCACAGUAUCAGUCUGGGCGUUGUCAAAGCUCUCGGCUUCUCGCUCGCGACGUCUCUUCCUCAAGAAGGAGCUGCCUGUGGGUGGUCUGCCGUGGGUUCUGCUGGUUGGCCACACGAGUCCAGUGGUUGCUGUUGCUCUUAAUGUGGACUUAGAUGUGGUCGUCAGUGCAUCGAAGCACAACAUGCUGCUGCUGCACUCGCUCCGCGGCUCGACACCACUCCACGCUCUGGCCCUCACACCUGGUCCGAUGGAGACGUCUGCUGUUGCUCACAUGGUCAUUUCGGCGCAAGGAGACACGCUGGUUCACUCCAUCACAACUCACAAGACCCAGCGUAGCGGCCGCUUCUCUCGUGCGAAUUCGCUCUUUUCGGAUGACAAGGCUCGGCUUACGGUCGGUGAAUCUAGUAGCAACAAUAGCAGUAUGGUGGCUGGCGGACUGUCCAGUAGCGGAUACGUCGCGACGAAUGAUCAGCAUGAGAAGCGGAAUGAUGGCGCAGAGCAGCAGUCUGAACUGUACAUGGUAUCCAUUAACGGUCAUGUGGUAUCCCACGACAAGCUGGUUGUGAGAGGAGAAGAAGUUGCCGAUGGUGACGAUGACAAGGCUCAGAUUCCACAUUUACUACUAGAGCGCGGUGUAUUAUUCACGCGCUCCGGUGAUGCGUGA
Molecule: messenger RNA, 8265 nt
Organism: Phytophthora infestans T30-4
Lineage: Eukaryota; Oomycota; Peronosporomycetes; Peronosporales; Peronosporaceae
Exons: 3
Coding region: 1-8265 (2754 amino acids)
Molecular function (GO): protein binding
Source: RefSeq, a predicted model, not a curated record